GUCUGAAGCCGGCGCCAAUUUUUGUCCAGGAUAAGGUUACUUCUCUCCUUGGCUUUGUGGCUUCCGCGGCCUCUCUCCUCUCUUCCCCCGGCUCCAAGAGAGAGAGAGAAGAGGAUUCAACUUAAUCAACCCUAGCAAUGGCUACACUUCAAGCUUCACUUCUCUGCAAACCUUGCCUCUCAUUCAUGUCUUCCUCGCCCCCAAAGCAACGACUUUUUCACUCUAUCUCUUCGGCACCUCACCACUCCUCUCUUUUCCCUUUCAAUCCGCUUAGCCUCUCACAGCCUUCCGUCCGUGCAUUUAGUUCAAAUUUUCGCAAGUUUCCAUUUCGCCCGCGCGGUCCACCUGCCUCUUUCACAUUUCGACCUGAGAACGAAACUUCGUGGUCAGAAUCGAAUUCUUUGGGAGAUAUUUCUAAUUUAACUGGCAAGGAUUCGGAUGUCAAUGAAAAUGUUGGGGGGCGAUUAUAUGUUACGGGAGACAGUUCGGUUUCAGAUUCAAAACAACCGAGCGUCGACGGAGUUGAUGCUGGAAGCUCUCAGAUUGAGUUGCAGGGUGAUGCUGGGGAGUUAACUUCGGAGGCUGCUGGAGGGGGAAGUGAGAAACGCGUAGAACGGGAAGAAAAGAGUACACAUGUGGGGGAAAAGGAGGUUGGCGAUAGAUUGCCGAUAGUGGUGUUCUUGGUGGGCCUGUGGGCGAGGGCGAGGGAUGUAAUUCAGAAGGCUGUCACUGAUUUCUUAAAUUGGUGGCCUUUUUGGCGGCAGGAGAAACAUUUGGCGCGCUUGAUUGCUGAGGCUGACGCAAAUCCUCAAGAUGCGACAAAGCAGAGUGCUCUACUUGUUGAACUCAACAAGCACAGUCCGGAGUCUGUCAUCAAACGUUUUGAAGAAAGGGAUCGCGCUGUAGACAGCAGAGGAGUUGUAGAAUAUCUUCGAGCUCUUGUGGCAACUAAUGUUAUUGCUGAAUAUCUUCCUGAUGAGAAAUCUGAUAAACCCUCUAGUCUCCCGACCCUGUUGCAAGAGUUAAAGCAGCGGGCAUCAGGUAACAUGGAUGAGCCUUUUCUGAAUCCUGGAAUCUCUGAGAAGCAGCCGUUGCAUGUGGUUAUGGUUGAACCAAAGGCAUCAAACAAAUCACGUUUUGCGCAAGAACUUAUCUCAACAAUCUUGUUUACUAUUGCUGUGGGAUUGGUUUGGUUUAUGGGGGCUGCUGCACUCCAAAAAUACAUUGGAAGCUUAGGUGGGAUUGGAACUUCAGGUGUUGGCUCAAGUUCCUCCUAUUCCCCAAAGGAGUUGAAUAAGGAAGUGAUGCCAGAGAAGAAUGUCAAAACAUUCAAAGAUGUGAAAGGCUGCGACGACGCAAAGCAAGAGCUUGAGGAAGUUGUGGAGUAUCUAAAAAAUCCAUCUAAAUUCACACGCCUUGGAGGAAAGUUGCCUAAGGGUAUUCUCUUGACAGGAGCACCUGGAACUGGAAAAACUCUGCUAGCCAAGGCAAUUGCUGGCGAAGCAGGUGUUCCUUUUUUUUAUAGGGCUGGAUCUGAAUUUGAGGAAAUGUUUGUUGGGGUUGGUGCUCGACGAGUAAGAUCAUUAUUUCAAGCAGCCAAAAAGAAGGCUCCCUGUAUUAUUUUCAUUGAUGAAAUAGAUGCGGUUGGAUCAACAAGGAAACAGUGGGAGGGCCACACAAAGAAGACGUUACAUCAGCUACUUGUGGAAAUGGAUGGCUUUGAGCAGAAUGAGGGAAUAAUACUAAUGGCGGCUACAAACUUGCCAGAUAUUCUUGAUCCAGCCUUAACAAGGCCUGGUAGAUUUGAUCGACAUAUUGUAGUACCAAAUCCAGAUGUACGUGGGCGCCAAGAAAUUUUGGAGCUCUACUUGCAAGACAAGCCUUUAGCUGAAGAUGUAGAUGUGAAACCAUUAGCUCGUGGGACACCAGGAUUUAAUGGGGCAGAUCUUGCAAACCUGGUAAACAUUGCUGCCAUUAAAGCUGCUGUUGAAGGUGCAGAGAAAUUGACAGCUGCACAGUUGGAGUUUGCGAAAGACAGAAUAAUCAUGGGAACAGAGCGUAAAACAAUGUUCAUAUCAGAGGAGUCAAAAAGGUAUCUUACUGCUUAUCAUGAGAGUGGACAUGCAAUUGUUGCCUUCAAUACUGAGGGUGCGCAUCCAAUUCACAAGGCAACAAUCAUGCCACGUGGAUCUGCCUUAGGAAUGGUCACCCAACUCCCCUCAAAUGAUGAGACGUCAAUCAGCAAGAAGCAGUUAUUAGCACGCCUUGAUGUUUGCAUGGGAGGAAGGGUUGCCGAAGAGCUUAUCUUUGGUCAGGAUCAUAUAACAACCGGCGCAAGUAGUGAUCUUCAUACAGCAACUGAGCUUGCCCAAUAUAUGGUCUCAAAUUGUGGUAUGAGUGAUGCGAUUGGACCAGUUCAUAUAAAGGAGAGACCAAGUUCUGAAAUGCAAUCACGAAUUGAUGCGGAGGUUGUGAAACUCCUUAGAGAAGCAUAUGACCGUGUAAAAGCCCUCUUAAAGAAGCAUGAGAAGGCAUUACAUGCGCUGGCUAAUGCAUUAUUAGAGUACGAGACACUUAGUGCCGAAGAGAUAAGGAGAAUUCUUCUCCCACACCGGGAAGGACGGUUGCCAGAGCAAGAAGAACAAGAAGCAGAAGGGGAGCUAGUCCUAGCCUGAUAUUUUUUUUUUCAUCUUAUUUGUAACUAGGGGGAAGCUCUGUACAGUAUACCUGGAAGUCCUACAGGUAUUAAUCUCAAUCCAAUUUCUGCUGUUUCCCUUCUUUGUGCAUACUAUUUUUUUGUCGUUAAAUUCUUAUAGAAAGUAAGCUAUAUCUCUUGGAGCAUAUUUGGCACAAGUAGCCUUCCGCAAAAUGACAAUACUCAACGGUCACUUGUUAGAUUAUUACCCUUCUUUUUUGGGUGAAAAAACUGUGGAAUUUGUAAAAUCUUGCUGUCUAAAGUGGUUUAUGAAUUUAUUAUUUAUUCUGAGACCCGAGUGUGUGUUGGCAAGCUUGAGUCGUCACUUCAAGAAUGGAAGAAUAGACUUCAACCUCCCAGUCUCCAAGAGCACUGAUGAAUUGUAUCCCUAAGAUUGAUGGGGAUUUUGGCGGGGCAAUAGCGAGAGUUUUGAACGGGCGGCACGUUUAGUCUUAAAGCAAAGUCGCCUGUUUGCAGGCCCCAAGAUUCCAGUCACCAUCUGUCACCAAAAGACACUAUGGCUCCUGAACUUUGGCAAAUGACAAGCAUGUCCUAUUCUUA
Messenger RNA from Neltuma alba, 3256 nucleotides. Its product is annotated as ATP-dependent zinc metalloprotease FTSH 11, chloroplastic/mitochondrial. The transcript has 17 exons. Gene Ontology annotation, molecular function: ATP binding; metalloendopeptidase activity; ATP-dependent peptidase activity. The record is from RefSeq and is a predicted model, not a curated record. The coding region runs from base 138 to 2675 and encodes 845 amino acids. Gene Ontology annotation, biological process: proteolysis; protein import into chloroplast stroma. Lineage: Eukaryota; Viridiplantae; Streptophyta; Magnoliopsida; Fabales; Fabaceae. Gene Ontology annotation, cellular component: membrane; chloroplast.